Messenger RNA from Bactrocera oleae (olive fruit fly), 4391 nucleotides. It is a transcript of the gene nub, whose product is annotated as nubbin. Gene Ontology annotation, molecular function: RNA polymerase II cis-regulatory region sequence-specific DNA binding; DNA-binding transcription factor activity, RNA polymerase II-specific. Lineage: Eukaryota; Metazoa; Arthropoda; Insecta; Diptera; Tephritidae. Gene Ontology annotation, biological process: regulation of transcription by RNA polymerase II. The record is from RefSeq and is a predicted model, not a curated record.
GGCAAUGGACUUAAUACGUAUGUUCGAAUACCAUAUGUAUAUAUUUGCCAUUGUUUUGAGUUGGUAUUUUCCUAAUGAUGGUAGAGAAGAUCGGCAAGCCAACAAAACGGCGAGUACUCGAUCGUAUCCUCGACACAAUUGGACAUUUUCCAGCAGCGAUGUGCAGUGAAGCUUCGAUUCGAACGCAAUUGGAAGGCGGUCGGAGUGUUCACUUCAUUGUCCGAUUGUCUGCCGGUGCGUUUGUUUGAUCGGUGCACGGGAAGAUCGCGUUUGUGCAAACAACUUAAAUGAUAUUGUAUAUGUAGCGGCACUACCGUGUUCAAAAGUUAGCAAAAACUGGAGAGUUUACAAAGUCACUCGAUAUCUUUCAUUGUGCUUCUUAGUUGGCAAUUAUUAUUAGUUAUUUUGAUUUUUUUCGCGUUGUGUGUGCUCUUUACACUUCGGUAGUGAAAUUACCCUGCGUCAGAUUGUAGAAAACCAUAAGCGUGGGAUCAGCAAUCCACGACGGCAUUUCUCAAAAGCUACGGCAAAGAGUGUUUGAAUAAGUGAUCCGAAUUUCUGUAGAUGCAUUUGACGAAUUACGACGCUGGUGCUUCGAGAGAACUGCGCUAAAGUUAACCCUUAAAAUCAUAUCAAUCAAAUAAAUAAUUUUGAAUAUAGACACGACUGGUUUUAAUGCGUUUAAGAUUCCUGAUUAAUGCAAAAGUAAAAAAUAAAAAAGACUUACGAUGAAUGUGGGCUAGGAGUGGUUGUUAUAGGAUCGGAGUUACUUAUGUCAAAUAAUCGUGGAGUUAAGUUUCGGUAUGCCAUUGUUGCUAGCAAAUUAUCAAUCGGGUAUAGUUGUUGCUCAAGUGGCAUACGGCAUGUUACUGGAUUACAAUAACAUUUACGUGAUGAAUAGAAUAAAUGCUGAUGACAAGCACAACCGCAACUAUCUCCUCCAAUUACCGACACACGACUUGCUGGACGAUGAGAAAAUGUCAUUAGCGGCUGUUGGGUCGAGAACACGGUCGGCCACGGAGACAUUUUCAUAUCAGCAAAACGUUGAACUAUACUGUCAAAAAGAGUCACAACAACAAAUAAUCGCUCAAUGCAAUUCCAUGCCACCAAGUGGCAGUGGCCCGACACCUCUUCAGUAUUUAAACAAUAUUUUCGGGUUAACAGCUCCUUCACAAACAGCGUUCACUUCGCCAAAUCUCACCUCAGCGGAUAUUUUUAAUUUGAGAAGUUUUCAGUAUUCAAAUGUGACAAGGCAUUCCGAACCCAACUAUUGCGACAAUCAAUCUCACGAAAUAUGUGGCAGUAAUGUGCCUCAGAAGCAACCUCGCUUUUCGCUACUGUCAGCAGGUAUUGCAGCUGAUCUGUCGAGCCAAUUCAAUCAAGCGCCAAUAGGAAUUACCACUACUGCGUCUGCGUUGAAACGUGAAGGUAAUACGAAUGAUUCAUCAAUGAAUAAGAGUCCGCAGCGAGUAUCUUUAUUGGCAGCGACGCUGAAUGAAAUAACAUACGCUAUACCGAAAGGGCCUGGAGCGACAGCAAACGCGAUCACAACAGCCUCUGUUGCAGCGGAAGUCAAAGCCAGAGACGGAGUCGGCGGAUCAGCGGUAGCUGAAAGUUCAGAAGUAGUAGCAGUUGAGGCGGCAACGACGAAACAGCCGUCAGCGAUUUCCAGUCAAAAUAACCCAUCCAUGCGCGGCAUGCAACACAUUAACGAUAUCAGCCGAUUAGCUCGAUCGCCUUCGCCACUGCAAUAUUCUGCGUCCGAUUGUGGCGACAAUAAUUCGGUAGCGGGGAAUUCCAGUGAUCGCUGCCUAUCACCGCAGAGUCCGCCAAUAUUUGCUACGCCACAGGACGAGCACCAACAACAUCAGCUGCCAACUCUAAAGUCCCACUUGUUGGAUGUGUUGAACCGAGGCGACAAUGCGUUAGAGUGCAAAUUAGGUGUUGCAAAAGAUGUUGAGCCUAUGCGUGACACAGAGUCCGGCGCGCUUAACUUAACCAGUGAGAGCUCGCGACAAAGUUUGCAAUCACCGUCACCGUCUUUGCAAUCGCUGCGUGCGGGCCGUUCCUCACCUACAACGUCCGCUUGCGAAAGAGCGGCACCCUGUUUUACCAACAACACAUAUCCAAUGCCAAAUAUUUCCACGCAACAGGCCCAACUCGCUGUUGCGGCAAGCGCAGGUCUGGGCCUUGGCAGUCCAUUGUUUUCCCACGCCCUCAACACUACGAUCUCACCGCAAGACUUUACACAGUUCCAGCAGGCACUACAACAGCAGCAAACCGCUUUGCACCAACAAUUCCAGAGCUAUAUAGAUAUUUUGCGCAGCGGUUCGUUGGGCAUAUCGCCAGAUGAUCCGAGCAUGGCCACUCAAGUUGCUGCCGCUCAGUUCCUAUUUCACAGUCGUGUACAGGCGCUUACUCAAGCAACCCAGCAACUGCAGUCUCUCCAGAAGCAACAAGAAUUUCAGAAACAAUCCCAUCUCCAGCACCAACAACAACAACGAGAAGAAACUUCAAAAUCUUGUAGCUUGCACACCUCAACGCCAGCCCAUACGCCCGUACAAAGCCCCGCGUCAUCUCCACUGCCGUUACAAACGCAUUUUAAUAUGAACUCGCAUAGUCAAAUCACGCCGCCCAACCCGGGCACUAGUCUGAAGGUGAGUGGGAUUCUUACGCCGAAUGCAAUCAGCGGCGCCCCACAAACACCUCAAAUGCUAAAACAUGCCGGAGCUGCUCAACGCUUGGCUGGGGAACCAUCGCCAGAGGAAACCACAGAUCUCGAAGAGCUUGAACAGUUCGCUAAAACUUUUAAGCAACGUCGCAUCAAGUUGGGCUUCACGCAAGGCGAUGUCGGAUUAGCCAUGGGCAAACUCUACGGCAAUGACUUUUCACAGACGACGAUUUCGCGUUUUGAAGCCUUGAAUCUGAGUUUUAAGAAUAUGUGCAAGCUGAAACCAUUGUUGCAGAAGUGGCUGGAAGACGCCGAUCGAACGAUACAAGCGACUGGAGGCGUUUUCGACCCAGCUGCAUUGCAAACAGUGAGCACGCCCGAGGUUAUGGGGCGCCGCCGGAAAAAGCGCACUUCAAUCGAAACAUCGAUAAGGGGGGCUCUUGAAAAGGCCUUCAUGAUGAAUCAGAAACCCACAAGCGAGGAGAUCAGCCAAUUGGCCGACCGACUAUGCAUGGAAAAAGAGGUGGUGCGCGUUUGGUUCUGCAACCGACGACAGAAAGAGAAACGCAUCAAUCCGUCAAUGGAUAGCCCGACCGGAGACCAUGGCAGUGAGUCGCCCUACAUGAUGAUGCAGUGAAGCUUUUCCUUCCAUGCAUAAACCAGAAGUAAGACUAUCACUAAGCCUACAACUGUUUCGUAUUAAAUUAGGCCAACUAAAUAAUGAUCCGGAUAUACAUAUGUACACCAUCCCUAUAUACAUAUGUACAUACAUACCUCUGAAUGGAUGUGAGUAUGUUUAACACUCGUAUAUCUGUAAAACGAAGGGCAAAUAUGAAUUGUACAUACGUAUGUGCAUACAUAUCUACGCACUGGGCUUAAAGCCUUCCAUGAGAAAGGUUAACACACAUACACACGCAGAUAUGUAUACGAAUCCCUAAGGUGACUUGCAUCUUGAAUUGGCAAAGUCUUUAGUGUGUGUUUGUGUGCUGUAUUAAAAGCAUUCGUUUAACAAUAAACAAUAAUAAAAUAUUAUAUAAAUUUAAAUGUAUAUAGGCAAUAUGGAUAUUUUAUGAAGAAGCUGAAUAUGUUUUAUUACUAAAUGUUAACUAAAGUAUUUUUGUGUGCAACGUUUAUGAAAUAAGUUACUAUUCUACUAACUGGUGUUUAUUUGUAAAUGUCAAUGUUUCUGGUGAAUUUUUGUUAGAUAGGUAAAUAGUAUUAAGAAAUAACGGAAUAACCAGGGGUAUUUUGCAACAGUCUCAUCACAAACCACUGACACACAUGUAUGUGUAAAUCAUUUUUGAAAUACAAAAUACAACAAAAAGUGAACUUCGUAUGUAAAGAUACAUACUCGUAUGUAUACAUAAAUUACAUACAUACAUAGGUAAGAUCGAAAAAACUGUAUUUCGUCGAGACAUUUUGUGCAGCAUAAAUCGUACUUUAAAGGGAUAUCAACAUAUUUAGGAUAAGUUCAAGAAGUAUACCAUAUACAUUGUAUAUAUAUGUAUGUGUGGAUCGUCUAAUCUAUGUACAAUACGUAUGUAAGAACUUUAGUCUAGAAUAAGUUAGUAGCAUUUAGAUUAUAUUUAUUUGUUUUAAUACUGUGAUAAUAAGUAGAGGUUUAUUGAAAAUCUUCAUAAGGAAAAUUCCUGUAUAAAUUCCACGAAGAUAAUUUAUUGCAGUAAAAUAAAAGUAUGAAAAAAAAACAACAAAAGCUGCG